Messenger RNA from Armigeres subalbatus, 2714 nucleotides. It is a transcript of the gene Zip99C, whose product is annotated as zinc transporter ZIP13 homolog. The record is from RefSeq and is a predicted model, not a curated record. Gene Ontology annotation, biological process: intracellular zinc ion homeostasis; zinc ion transmembrane transport. Lineage: Eukaryota; Metazoa; Arthropoda; Insecta; Diptera; Culicidae. Gene Ontology annotation, molecular function: zinc ion transmembrane transporter activity. The transcript is spliced from 5 exons. Gene Ontology annotation, cellular component: membrane. Bases 888 to 1958 code for a protein of 356 amino acids.
GAAGAGCUAAAUAAAAACAAUCACCCUCCACAAGCAGCUUCACAUUUAAAUCGCGUUCGCGUUGGUGGCAUCGCACUAAAAUUAAUUAACUCGUACCGAUUGUUGCUAAAUCGAAUGCAUAAAAGUUGGUGAAUGUAUCAGCAAGUUCUACAUAUUGUUCGUUAAUCGAAGGAACAGAAACACUUUCACACAUUGGUGAAACAUUAUUUUCCGUGAUUUUGUCUUGCUUUUGUGGUGGGAACACAAAAAAUCCCUUUGUUAUUGUCGUGCGUGGUGUUGUCGGGAGGUGCGGGACUCAAUCUCAGUGCAGACUAGCCCGCGACCGAUAAGCAACAACGUGAUACGGAAGCGAAACGCAGUAGCCCUCGGGACUGAAAAUGCCAAAGAGUGUCACCUAGUUACGGACAUUUUUCUUUGUUUUGGCUCACCACUCACAUCAAUUAGUUCGGCAAGUGACGGUUUUGAGAACGGAGACUUUAUUUUUUUGAUAGACAUUUAUUUGGAUUUUCGUGAAAACAAAGGAAUGCGUGAAUAUCAUUUUGCGUAAUCAUUCAAGUAAAGUUGUGUAUUGCGCAGAAGUACCAAAGGCACUGAAUAGAAAGAAAGCAACCAGCUGGUGUGCAAACUCGAACAGAAAAUCAAAACACCACCCCCGUGGGGCUAGUGGCUGAGCGCGAUCCGUGGAAGACGAUUUGCGCAGUCCGAUAACAUCAGCAGCAGCAGCAGCUUCUCGUGUGAAAUAUGUGUCGCCAAAACAUCGUCGUGUGAAUUGGCAAACUAAAGCGUUAAUCAGGCGUGCUUUGUGCUAAAUUGCGGUGUGCAUUGUUGGAGCGGACGUUGGCAGUUCCCGGAAGACCGCAGGCAAUCAGCGCGCAAGAAAGAAAGGAAUGAACUUCUCGACGGUCUUCAUGGACGAAACGUUCGCCUACCUGUACCGGGAGGUGAUGGAGAACUACGUGCCGGCGUAUUUCAAAUCGAUGGAGUACACCCCGUGGAUUUUCUCGCUGCUCGGUUCGGCCCUGAUCGGGCUGAGCGGGAUCCUACCGCUGGCGGUGAUCCCCGUGGGGCCCGAUGGGGCCGACAAGGACUUUAAGGAUCCCGCCGAAUCGAAGACACUCAAAGUGCUGCUGAGUUUCGCCGUCGGAGGUCUGCUGGGGGACGUCUUUCUGCACUUGUUACCCGAGGCCUGGAGUAGCGAUGUGGCGUCCGGUGGAACUGAUGACCAUCCUUCGAUGCGCAGUGGUUUGUGGGUGCUUGGUGGUGUGCUGAUUUUUACAAUCGUGGAGAAAAUCUUUUCCGGAUAUACGAGUGCUGACGAGAACAAUCCACAGCCAAAGUGCGUCGAAAUUGCCACAUGCUUGCUGAGGAAGUCCGGCGGAAAGCUCCCGGAGGGGUACGUUGGAACUUGUGGUCAAACUGGUGCUUGUGAUAUUGAAGAUGUGCCAAAUGGGUGCUUUCUGGCAGGGAAAGCGACGGAAGAGAAAAAAGAACCAACCAAGAAGGUGGCAGGUUAUCUGAAUUUGCUGGCCAAUUCGAUCGAUAACUUCACUCAUGGUCUGGCGGUAGCAGGUUCGUUCCUGGUGUCUUUCCGACAUGGCGUGUUGGCAACGUUUGCCAUUCUUUUGCACGAAAUCCCGCAUGAAGUGGGAGACUUUGCCAUCUUGCUGCGAUCUGGAUUCAGUCGGUGGGACGCAGCCAAAGCACAACUGCUGACGGCCGGAGCCGGGCUCAUAGGAGCGCUGGUAGCCAUUGGGGGUAGCGGCGCAACCACGGCCAUGGAAGCUCGUACGUCCUGGAUUAUGCCGUUCACAGCGGGAGGCUUUCUACACAUCGCCCUGGUCACGGUGCUGCCGGAUCUGUUGAGUGAAAGCGAACCACGUGAAUCGAUCAAACAGUUUGCCGCACUGUUGCUGGGUAUUGGCCUGAUGGGCAUUAUGACCGUGUACUUGGAACACUAGAGCCAACGACGCAAUCUCUCGUCUAGAGCAUAAUUCAGACGAAGGCAUGUUAUCAGGAAACGUGAAAAAUCUGACCGAAUGUUUAGGGUGGCCCUUUUGAAACGGUCUCCUAAUUUUAGGAACCUCUACACCCAACCAGGUAUACGUAGCGGGCGAUUUAUGCGAUUUAUAAGCGGUGCUGCUGCUCUCAUUGACGAUAGCACAGUAUAGUAAUGCCAUAGAUAAGACUCCUCAUCGGAACAAAAAAGUCUGAGGACGAAAUGUAAAUCAUCAAAAAAUUAUAGGUUAGCAAAUUAUGAGUAAAAAUUACAAAUUAGAUGUAUUUAAAAAAUCAACUCCUGUGUAUUCGUAGUCCGUUGUGUAAUGUUAAAAAGGAACAUGCGGGAGCGACAUGAGAUAGCGUAACACUUAUGGAAUUGAAUGGGACGCUCUUAAUCCGCUCAAUCGUUUGACCGAAUAUGUUAUUUGUUUUAUUCCCUAAAAUUGAAGCAAUUUCUAGGAGUUAAGGAUCAAGCAUUGGAAAAGGUCGUUUUUCUCUAAGAAUAAAGUUAAAGUUUGUACAUAUAGUGAUUUCGUUAUAGUGAUCAUAUUGCUAUGAUUGGAAUCGAAAGAUAGUGGAGACACCCUAAUGAGGUGUAUGAAUUAGUCAUUUACCGUUUUGAACCGAAACAAUGUGAUUUCUUGUAUGAUAUCUGAGAGAUAAAAAUGAAAAGAAUCCGAAAUAAACUAUGAUAUUCUAUUUCAGCAAACAGAAAA